Sphaeroforma arctica JP610 is the source of this 1304-nucleotide messenger RNA. RefSeq lists its product as hypothetical. Lineage: Eukaryota; Ichthyosporea; Ichthyophonida. The annotation marks the transcript as partial. The transcript has 8 exons. The record is from RefSeq and is a predicted model, not a curated record.
GUGACUGGAUGUGUGAGCGCGUCUGAGGUGGCUCGUGUCCUGUAUGCCCGUGCAGUCGUCUGUGGCGAAACGUGUCGAUGCAAAGCAGGACAGUGUGUGGCCAGCGCGUACGACUACAAUGAUAUGGGAGUGCUGACACCCCUCAGAGAUAUUCCGGUACCAGCAAAGUGCACUGAAAGCUCACAGCGGCUAAGGUGUACCAACAACAGAGCACGCGAAUGCUAUUUAGGCCUCCUGGGUGGUGUGACCGCUUUCUCAAUACAGACCGGUGGGGACGACAUCUCAGUCGAGUGGAGGCACAACCUGCAGUCCAUGACGCUUGUGCUGGAGAUUGGCGGAGCAGCUGAACGGUCUAUCCGCGCCAGAAUGGCUGUGACCAGAAGUUUGAGCGAUUUACUGCUGUCAGACGCUUUGCCACAGAUACUGCUGAAGUGUGCGGAUAUUGCUACACGCUUACUACUGGUUCUUACUGUACUGCAAGACGACGAUGAUGAGACCAUCCGGAAGGAAGUCGCACAGGUGGCUCAUGCGCUGACGCCACACAAAGCUUCAGAGUCUUUAUCUGUGUGCAUCAAUCUGCACCCGGAGGUGGCGCUGGAGCGGAUUUUGGCUUACAUUGAAGGGAUGGAUGCGGAUGUUACAUGGCCGUUGAUGCUUGGUGCUACCGGGCUAAGCCGUGCGGCUGAUGUUGCAACCAGGGCACUUAAACACGUGCAGACACCAGACCUGAACAGUGACGAUAGCACACAAGACACUUCCUAUUCGGACGCAAGCGCGGGAAGCCACGACUAUGCUGAAACCGGAUCAUCUGCUCUGUUUGUAAUGGAGGACUCGAAUGUUUACAUCGACCCAUUGGCCCGGACGACAAUCUUCGCGAGAUCACUAACACGCAUUACGAAGCAGUUGGUGGGAUCAAGCACUAGAUACCUGGAAGUUGUGGUCGCUACACUCAAUGAAAUACUUGAAGGAAUGUCCUGCGCCGAUUUGGAAAUCGGUAUUGAUUGUGCUGAGAAGCGGUACACCAUAGCGCAAGUUGCGCAGCUCUACAGCGCUUGGCUAGCUAUAAGGUCUAUAGUGGAGGCACUUACCCACUACGAUCACCACAAAGAGCUGUACCCAAACUGCCAGGCGAAUGAAGACUACGCUGAAGUAAGCAGCCAGCUGCAACGCGCUACAGCAUCGUUGAAUGCAGUGCUGGGUUUACGAACCAUAAAUAGCAUGCCGGGCAUGGUCCUUGACGUUGCCAAUGAUAUACGCAAUAAACUGGCUGCCCAUUGUUUAGCUAAAUAAAGAAGUUGUAACAA